Molecule: messenger RNA, 1404 nt
Organism: Diaporthe citri
Lineage: Eukaryota; Fungi; Ascomycota; Sordariomycetes; Diaporthales; Diaporthaceae
Exons: 6
Coding region: 1-1404 (467 amino acids)
Biological process (GO): regulation of DNA-templated transcription; nuclear-transcribed mRNA poly(A) tail shortening
Cellular component (GO): CCR4-NOT core complex; P-body
Source: RefSeq, a predicted model, not a curated record
AUGUCAGCCCCUCCACCAGCACCAGCAACAUCAGGCCCGCCUGACACGAUGUGGUCUCGCAUUGUUUCGGGUGAUGCCAAGAAGAUCGAGGCCAAGGAGAAGAGCGAAGCCAAGGGAAAAGGCAAAUCGAAGCAGGAUGGCAACGUCUGGUCUCAACGAGCUUCUGGAGAUCUCAGCUCAGGCGGCGACCAAGGGGAAUUUCCGCAACUGAGCAACAAUGCACCGUUCGCGGGAGCCGCAAAUCAGGGUCUUUGGGCAGGACAAGCUGCCAGGAACCUUGGAGGGCCUGGAAACGGCCCCAGAACCCCGGCUUCUGCUAUGCCUCAAGCCCAACAAGACGACCUGUUUUCUCCCUCGUCUAGACUUCCGUCUAGUCAGAACUCAUUUCGAUUUGGUAGCCAGGCUAGUAUCGGCCAGGCGCAACAACCCCAGCCCAGUGGCGGUGACGAGUUUCCACCACUGAAUAGGAACGGCAACGGUGAAAUUGGUCAAGAUCGAGUUGCAAGUCUCAUGUCGGGGCUGAAUCUGGGCUCUCAGGGGCAAGUCGCGUCGACACAGGCCAGGGGCUCUGGCAACGGACUUCUCAAUGCGGUUACGGCAAACACUCGUGCCUCUGAGGCCCGAUCGCCAGUUGGUACUCGACCAUCAGAAGGACGGUCCUCGAUCACUGAGGAUGAUGCGCGACAGAAGUCCGCAUUCCGUGAGGAUGGCGCUGCCCCCCAACCGCCCCUCUCGGACGGACCCAGUCAAUCUACUGAAUCCCGGAACCCUCUCCGUGCUAUUGGCAACGACGCCUCAAGCGGCAAGGGUGUUGAGCCACCCGCUGAAACUUCGACCUCCACAGCUCAAGAGCCUCUUGCUGGCAUGUCAGAAGCAGACAAAUGGGGCAUAAAGGGCCUAUUGACGCUGAUGGCGAAAUACCCUUCCUACCACGCCCUAGUCCACGGUCUGAAUCCUGCGGAAUUGGGUCUUGAUCUGAGCAGCGAGGCUCGCAUUACCGAACAGACUUUCUCGCUCACCAGCCACGAACCACCAAAGCCACCACAGCCAAAGUUCAGCCUUCCAGAGUGCUAUACUGUCCGGAACACGCAGCCCAUUGAGCAGAAAAUGCCAAACUUCACCGAGGAGACCCUGCUUUACAUGUUCUACUCUAGCCCGCAGGACAAGCACCAGUACCUGGCGGCACAGCAACUGUACCAGCGCGGUUGGCGUUGGCACAAAGAUCUUCGUGUGUGGCUGACAAAGGAUGUGGAGAUGCAGCCAGUAGCGGUCAGCCCAGAAGCUGAGCGAGGAUAUUACGUGAUCUGGAACGCCGAGACUUGGGCGAGGAUGAGGCAAGAGCUCACCCUCUAUUACGCGGACCUCGAGACCUUCCCCGAACUCCCUCCAGGGCCUCAUUCCUAG